GAGUGGUUCGAACAACUUCAAUGGCCAUCGAGCUGUCUUGGCACCCUCCCGAAAGCGCCGCGAUGGUGCUGGAUUAUGAGGUUCGGUGCGAGGAGGAGGCGGCGACUUCACCAGAAGAGGGUACUGAAGAACAACGGGUUCGAACAACCCAGACCAUGACAAGGAUUGUGGGUUUGAGGCCAUCUACACGAUAUGUCUGCCAAGUCCGAGCUCUCAAUUCCUGCGGCUGGUCCCGUUGGUCGGCUCGUGUCGCAUGCCGAACCGACAUUUGCAGGGAUGCGGCUUGGCAAGAUACGAAAGAUGAAGGUGCUGCAGAGGAACAGCAAAGGAAGGACACCCUCGAUGUCUCCAGCGAGCCGCUUCAAAUUCCCUCGGAAAAUAUUGCCAAAGCCUGGCAAUUCAGCUCGGCGGCCGAGUGCAUGCCAUUGCCGAGUGCGCGCCGGCGCCCGUCUCCGAGACUGGAACAUGACAACAGUUUUGGUGCGAUGACCUCGUGGAGUGUUCGUCAACGCUUGCUGAAACAUGUGCUUUCCCCCGUGCACUUAUCCCAUGAAAGCGAAGUGGCAGCAGAGAAGCGGGAGGACGAACUGCAACUUGCAGUUGCGUAG
Symbiodinium sp. CCMP2456 is the source of this 608-nucleotide messenger RNA. Lineage: Eukaryota; Dinophyceae; Suessiales; Symbiodiniaceae. The record is from the annotation of a GenBank genome assembly.